UUCUUCCGUCUCUUCCCUCAAUUCUCUCGCUGCCGUUUUUCUAUAUUUUCUGGUUCUUCUUUUCCCCCGAGAUUAAGAUUUUUUUUUUCUAUUUCUGUCAUGGCAACGGCGGGGGAGAUGGAGCCAUUGACAUCGGGAGCGAGCAAUCGGAUUAUCCCGAUCCUGAGGAUCCUCAGGACGCCGCUGAUUAUACUUCAAUCCGUAUGUCUGUACCUCGUUCUUCUCCUCUUUCCGCGUCGUCGGCGUCGCUGCUCUCGGCAGAUAAUUCCUGAGGCAGCUGCUGCGCCGGAUUCUCCGAAGAAAAUUUCCAGGAGAAGGUCGGUUUGGAGGCGGGAUGAGGAGGAUACCUUGAGAAGGAGAGCUCUGGCCGAGGAAGUGGACAUGGGUUUCGAGACAGGGGACGGGGAAAUUCGAUGCCGAUGGAGCACCUCCCUCUUCUUUGGCGUUCGAAGGAAUGCUUUAUUUUGCCGGUCGUGGCUUCCGGUCAGCGGUGAAUUGAAGGGCAUUUUGAUCAUCAUACAUGGGCUCAAUGAACACAGUGGAAGGUAUGCUCAAUUUGCAAGGCAACUUACCUCAUGUAGCUUUGGUGUUUAUGCCAUGGACUGGAUAGGUCAUGGUGGAAGUGAUGGAUUGCAUGGAUAUGUACCUUCACUUGACCAAGUUGUUGCUGACACUGGGGCUUUCUUGGAAAAGGCCAGAUCAGAAAAUCCAGGCGUACCUUGCUUCCUUUUUGGUCACUCUACUGGUGGAGCUGUGGUUUUAAAGGCCGCUACCGAUCCUCACAUUGAAGAAAUGCUGGAGGGAAUUGUUCUGACAUCACCUGCUUUGCGUGUUAAGCCAGCACAUCCUAUUGUUGGGGCUGUGGCUCCCAUUUUUUCUCUGGUUGUUCCCAGGUUUCAGUUUAAAGGUGCAAACAAGAGAGGCAUACCAGUUUCAAGGGAUCCAGCAGCGCUCUUGGCCAAGUACUCUGAUCCAUUGGUCUAUACAGGACCAAUAAGGGUCCGAACAGGGCAUGAGAUAUUACGCAUUUCAUCAUACUUACUCCGGAACUUUAAGUCUGUUACAGUUCCAUUCUUUGUUCUCCAUGGAACUGCAGACAAAGUCACAGAUCCACUAGCCUCACAGGAUCUCUACAAUGAGGCAGCCUCCAAGUUCAAAGACAUAAAACUCUAUGAUGGCUUCCUGCACGACCUUCUCUUUGAACCAGAGAGAGAAGAGAUAGCAGGGGACAUAAUUAACUGGAUGGAGAAGAGAUUACGUGUCAGAGCUGAAAAUGCUAGUGCUUUGGUGAAUUAACUCGCAGGACGGAGCAAGUGUUUUUCUUUUGCCUAGUGUUAAGUCAUUUCACUGAUUCCAAACUGCACCAAAGUCUGUUUUCCUGUUUUAGAAGGUCAAUUCUUCAACAUGUGCGUUUAGGCUGAAGGACUUUCAGCGAAAUUUGAAAUUUUAUGAAUCAACAUAUCAGGUAUAUAUAUAUAUAUAUAUAUAUAUAUAUAAAACAUCCUUGUUUAA
Rubroshorea leprosula is the source of this 1512-nucleotide messenger RNA. The record is from the annotation of a GenBank genome assembly. Lineage: Eukaryota; Viridiplantae; Streptophyta; Magnoliopsida; Malvales; Dipterocarpaceae.